This is a messenger RNA of Neopsephotus bourkii (Bourke's parrot), 511 nucleotides long. It is a transcript of the gene GLRX5, whose product is annotated as glutaredoxin 5. Bases 16 to 504 code for a protein of 162 amino acids. The transcript has 2 exons. NCBI's taxonomy places the organism in Eukaryota, Metazoa, Chordata, Aves, Psittaciformes, Psittacidae. The record is from RefSeq and is a predicted model, not a curated record.
GGGAGGCUGCGCAGCAUGAGGGGGGUGAUGCGUGCGGCUUGGCGGCUGGGGGCCGCCGCCGUGCGGGGCAGGGCUGGGCGCCCGCUGAGCCAGGCAGCCGGGGAGGGUGGCGGCGGUGCCGCCGCCGAGGGGAGCGGCGGCGGCUCAGGGUCGCGGGAGGCGAUAGACCGGCUGGUGCGGGAGCACCCGGUGGUGGUGUUCAUGAAGGGCAGCCCGGAGCAGCCGCUCUGCGGCUUCAGCAACGCUGUCGUGCAGAUCCUGCGCCUGCACGGCGUGGAGGACUACCGCGCCCACGACGUCCUACAGGACCCCGACCUCCGCCAAGGAAUAAAAAACUAUUCCAACUGGCCUACCAUCCCACAAGUAUACCUCAAUGGUGAAUUUGUUGGUGGCUGCGACAUACUCCUCCAGAUGCAUCAGAAUGGAGAUCUCGUAGAAGAGCUGAAGAAGCUAGGAAUCCGUUCAGCACUUCUGGAUGCAGAAAAAGACCAAGACAAAAAGUAAAAUGAGC